GCUGCCAGACCUGCACUGCGACCUCUGCACAGGUGGUCGUGCCAGGCUCUGCCGCGAUGUUGCCCAAAGUUCUCCUGAUGCUUCUCAACAUCUUCCUGGCCCUCCAGUGGAGGGUCGGACCUCACGUCAAACUGGAGGAUGAAUCCCCUGCUCCUGAGGACGUCGUCUUCGGCCCCCAGCCUCAGCCUCAGCCUCAGCCCCACCCUCUGCCAGAGCCCCAGGCUGUGCCUCAGCCUCAGUCUCAGUCUCAGCCCCAUCCUCUGCCCCAACCCCAACCUCUGCCACAGCCCCAGCUUCUGCCUCAGCCCCAGCCCGAGCCCCAGGUCCAGUCCCAGCCCCAGCCUCUGCCUUUGCCGCCUCAUCCUCUGCCUGAACCUCUGCCUCAUCCUCUGCCUGAACCUCUGCCUCAUCCUCUGCCUGAACCUCUGCCUCAUCCUCUGCCUGAACCUCUGCCUCAUCCUCUGCCUGAACCUCUGCCUCAUCCUCUGCCUGAACCUCUGCCUCAUCCUCUGCCUGAACCUCUGCCUCAUCCUCUGCCUGAACCUCUGCCUCAUCCUCUGCCUGAACCUCUGCCUCAUCCUCUGCCUGAACCUCUGCCUCAUCCUCUGCCUGAACCUCUGCCUCAUCCUCUGCCUGAACCUCUGCCUCAUCCUCUGCCUGAACCUCUGCCUCAUCCUCUGCCUGAACCUCUGCCUCAUCCUUUGCCUGAACCUCUGCCUCAGCCCCAUCCCCAGCCCCAACCUGAGCCCCAGCUCCAGACCCAGCUUCAACCUCUUCCUGAACCUCUGCCUCAUCCUCUGCCUGACCCCCAGCCCCAGCCCCAGCCCCAGCCCCAGCCCCAGCCUCAGCAUACUGAAAGGAAGCUCACUGAGGAAGAAACAGAACUCAGUGUUAAUUUCAUGACUGGUCCUGGAAGUUCAGGUCGCAAAUUGACAAAAGCGUCUCGAAUCCUGAACACCAUCCUGCAUAACCGUAAACUGCACCCUGGCAUUGGAGAGAAGCCCACUCUGGUCACCGUUGAGGUCUCUGUCAACAGCUUUGGACCUAUUUUCAUCCACAACAUGGAGUAUUUCAUCGACAUCAUCUUCUCUCAGACCUGGUAUGAUGAACAUCUUUGUUACAACGACACCUAUGAGACCCUUGUUGUGCACGGCAAUGUGAUGAGCCACUUGUGGAUUCCGGAUGCCUUUUGGGGGAAUUCUACGAGGGCCUAUGCAUAUGGUAUCACCAUGCCCAGCCAGAAGACUUGUAUCCACAAGGAUAGAAAGGUGUCGCACUCAGAUAGGAUGACCGUUGAUGCGGGAUGUUCCCUCCACAUGCUCAAAUUUCCAAUGGACUCUCACUCUUGCCCUCUGUCUUUCUCUAGCUGGUCCUAUGAUGAGAAUGCAACGAUCUACAAGUGGGAGAAUGUCAAGCUUGAAAUCGUUGAGAAGAACACUUGGAACCUCUUCCAGUAUGAUUUCACCGGAGUGAGCAACAAAACUGAAAUCGUCUCAACUCCAACUGGUGACUUCAUGGUCGUGACAUUUUUCUUCAAUGUGAGCCAGCAGUUUGGCUUCAUUGCCUUUCAGAACCGUGUCCCUUCUUCUAUGAACACAGUCUUCUCUUGGGUCUCUUUCUGGAUCAAGCUAGAGCCUGAUUCGGACAAGACAACUUUAGGUAAGAGAGUGAGGAUCACUUGUGUACUCACCAGGGCCAUACUAGGCACCUUUUCUCGUAAAUUUCCUCAUGUCUCCUAUCUCACAGCUUUGGACUGCUAUAUUGCCAUUUGUUUCGUCUUCUGCUUCUGUGCUCUACUAGAAUUUGCUGUGCUCAACUUCCUGAUCUACAAUGAGACGAAACACCAUGCUUCUUCAAGAUUCUACCAGCCUCUGACCGGUAGCCGUGGUAGUGCCCGCACUCGUGCUCGUGCCCGUGCCCGUGCCCGUGCCCGCCAGCAGCAGGAAGUGUUUGUGUACAAGAUUCUCACCUUCGAGGGAAACGAUGAAGAGGAUCAUCAGUCCUGUCCAGUCCGUCGACUUCAAAGGCCAAGAAACCCCCAGUGUCCUAGAAAACGGUGUGUGAAGACGACCAACUACGUGUGCGUCAAGGUUUUUAGAAAGUAUUUCUGCAUGGUCCCUAAUUGUCAGGGCAGUACCUGGCAGGAGGGCCGCCUCUGCAUCCACAUCUACCGCCUGGAUAACUACUCACAGGUGCUUUUCCCAGUUACCUUCAUCUUUUUUAAUGUGCUGUACUGGCUGAUUUGCCUUAACUUGUAGGUGCCAGCUAGUACUUCAUGGGGCAGCCUCUUCAGUUCCCCGGGAGGUACUAAGCCCCUUGCCAAGGGAGUUAGGAGACAACAGCAACAGCAGCAGGAGGACCUAGAGACAGUCUUUUCUUAGCUCUUCCCCAGUGCGAGUCUGUGGAGAGUUUGCCUUUGCUGGCCCCCUCUUCACUGGUCCCUUCGUUUGAUCUCUUUAAUAGCCCCUCUCAAGUAACAGGCCACCACUAUUUGGAAAAGAGCAUUCAUGAUGCUCAGCAUGCCCAUGUAUGAGCAGAUCAGCCCUGCUGACUGUGUUGACAGCUACUGCCUUUCCCCAGAAACCCAUGAUUGCCUUUGUGGUGCCAAGGGGCCCAGCUCAGACUCAGCUCCAGAACACACAGAGGAUGAAUAGCAGCCAGAAGGUCCCUGUCCUCAAGUCUUUAAGUCAGAUCAUUGGAUUCUUGUUUCUCUACCUGCCCUCCCCCUUCCUUCACGGACAGAAGCACACUGGCAAUAUCUCUGUAGGAGGAGAGGAGCCAACAAGUGGCCUGUUUGGGACAGUACACCCCUCUGCUGCUGUGCUAUCUCCUUCUCCCCAUCUGCCUCCAUCUGCACUACCAAUUCAGUUCCCUUCAUCCAGUGGGUAUUUAUUUUCAUGUGUAGUGAUAGUGAUUGGCCUCUGCUUUGUAUGCCUCCUUCUUCCUCUUUCUUGACCCUUGUGAUUUUUUCUGUAACUUCCCUGGUGACUUUCCCAGCCCUGAUCCAGGUGCUAGGCCUUGGUGACUUCUUGGGGCCAAGAAACUAAGAACACUCUGCUUUGCAGUGGGCAUUACCUGCCAAUGAUUGGUGCUUACCUCUGGCACAAUCUAGAAGUUUGACUGCUUCCUUGGCCCCUGGACCCAAGAGCCAGUCCACUGCCAUCCCCGGGGCACUCACACAAUCACAAUCAAUUGAAUUCCCUUAAAUUUGUACAGCACUUUCCCUUUGGCAAAGCAUUUUUGACAAAUCAUUUCUAUUUGGAGCCUUGUUUUAGCCCUGUGACAUCUCUAGGGCACAGUUCGUUUUCCCAUUAUGCAGAUGGAAGCCCUGAGAUACAGAUUUCUAUGGGAUGGUGGAUCUUGCUGGAAGCCACUCUGGAGCUUAAUGUUACCACGUGAAAGGGCUAAGGAACUCUGGUCACCAUGAUUCAAUUCUCUUUCCUCUGCUGGCACCCCAGUGGCAGGGCCCAGAAUGACAAGCUCCCUUCAGCAUGGGCUUGCUCCAUAACUGGGCCUGAGGUGCUCAGACUGAUACCCAUCUUGAACUUCUCACUGGCCCACCCAGUGAAACGAAUUUGUACAUGCCCCAAUGCUUGUAUAUGCUGAAUGAAAUCUGUGUCUGUAUGUUAUGGGGGGUGGAGGGAGGGGAUCCCAUCUGCUUUUUGUCACUAUCAUCUGUAAAGGGGAAUAUAUGAAUAAAU
Molecule: messenger RNA, 3701 nt
Organism: Nannospalax galili (Upper Galilee mountains blind mole rat)
Lineage: Eukaryota; Metazoa; Chordata; Mammalia; Rodentia; Spalacidae
Gene: Gabre
Product: gamma-aminobutyric acid type A receptor epsilon subunit
Biological process (GO): regulation of postsynaptic membrane potential; synaptic transmission, GABAergic; signal transduction
Cellular component (GO): postsynapse; dendrite membrane; synapse
Molecular function (GO): GABA-A receptor activity; benzodiazepine receptor activity; GABA-gated chloride ion channel activity
Source: RefSeq, a predicted model, not a curated record